Molecule: messenger RNA, 885 nt
Organism: Fukomys damarensis (Damara mole-rat)
Lineage: Eukaryota; Metazoa; Chordata; Mammalia; Rodentia; Bathyergidae
Product: olfactory receptor 10T2
Exons: 1
Coding region: 1-885 (294 amino acids)
Biological process (GO): G protein-coupled receptor signaling pathway
Cellular component (GO): membrane
Molecular function (GO): G protein-coupled receptor activity; olfactory receptor activity
Source: RefSeq, a predicted model, not a curated record
AUGAAGAGACAAAACCGAAGUGCUAUCACUGAGUUCAUCCUGGUGGGCUUCUCAAACCUGGGGGACCUGCAGAUCCUUCUCUUCAUUACCUUCUUACUCGUCUACCUGACCACUCUGUUGGCCAAUGCUACCAUCAUGACAGUCAUUCGCCUGGACAGGGAUUUACACACCCCUAUGUACUUCUUUCUCUUUGUCCUUUCCUGCUCUGAAACUUGCUAUACAUUGGACAUCGUGCCUAAAAUGCUAACCAACUUGCUGGUCACAGUUCCAAGUAUCUCUUUCUCUGGAUGUGCUGCCCAGCUCUAUUUUUUUGUGGGCUUAGCUUGUACCAACUGUUUUCUCAUUGCUGUGAUGGGCUAUGAUCGCUACGUUGCCAUCUGCAACCCUCUCAACUACACCCUCAUUGUCAGUCGAGCUGCCUGCCUGCAGCUGGUUCUAGCCUCCAGCUUUUGUGGUUUCCUGAUCUCUGUGGCUGUCAACAUCCUGGUGUUUACAGUGCCAUUCUGUGCCUCCAAUCGGGUCAACCACUUCUUCUGUGACAUUUCCCCGGUCAUAAAACUGGGCUGCACAGACACCAACUUGAAGGAAAUGGUCAUCUUCUUCCUCAGCAUUCUGGUAUUGUUGGUUCCCUUUGCGCUGAUCUUCAUUUCCUAUGUCUUCAUUGUUUCCACCAUCCUCAAGAUCUCCUCAGUAGAGGGACAGCACAAAGCCUUUGCCACCUGUGCCUCCCAUCUCACAGUAGUUAUUGUCCACUGUGGCUGUGCUUCCUCUAUCUACUUGAGGCCCACAUCCCUGCACUCCUCAGACAAGGAUCUGCUUGUAGCAGUGACUUUAUACAGUGAUUACUCCACUUCUCAACCCCCUUGUCUAUACUCUGAGAAAUAA